GAGACAUAUUAUUGAAUAUGUUUAUGAAGUAUUGGAAAAGUUAUUAUUAAUGAAUAAAGUAUUGGUACAAAAAGAAACUCUACCAAUAUAUUAUUCUGGUUAUUUAACACCUCCAACAUCAACAUCAAAUAUGAGCAUUAUGAGCUCAAGAUCUGACAUUAGUUUAAAUGAUAGUUUAAGCACUAGGUUUGAUCCAAAUACUGAAGUUGUUGAUACAAAUGUUAAAGUUCAUUCAUGUCAGAUCUCAGUAAAAUUUGUAAAAACGUGUGUCAAAGUGGUAAAAAAUAAAUUAUCUACACAUAAAUGA
Messenger RNA from Funneliformis mosseae, 307 nucleotides. The record is from the annotation of a GenBank genome assembly. Lineage: Eukaryota; Fungi; Glomeromycota; Glomeromycetes; Glomerales; Glomeraceae.